Macrosteles quadrilineatus (aster leafhopper) is the source of this 549-nucleotide messenger RNA. RefSeq lists its product as uncharacterized. Bases 1 to 549 code for a protein of 182 amino acids. NCBI's taxonomy places the organism in Eukaryota, Metazoa, Arthropoda, Insecta, Hemiptera, Cicadellidae. The transcript has a single exon. The record is from RefSeq and is a predicted model, not a curated record.
AUGUCGCUAGAAGAAAUCGAAGCUCAAUUGGCGAAUCUACGAGAGCAACAAAAUGAACUUUCCCCCAACGUUCAGCAACGCAACGACCCUGGUAAUGUAUCAGUGAAUCGAGUUGCAGUAAAGCUUCCACCAUUCUGGGCCGAUCGACCAAGUCUAUGGUUUGCUCAGGUAGAUUCCCAGUUCGCCAUCUCAGGCAUCACAAGCGAUGACACUCGGUUCCACUACGUCGUUUCUCAGCUUGAAACACGUUACGCAGUGGAAGUAGAGGACAUCAUCACAAAUCCGCCUGCAACGAAUCGUUACGCGGUACUUCGUUCGAAGCUUAUAGAAAGACUGUCUACUAGUGAAGAAGAAUGCGUUCGCCAGUUGAUCAGUGAUGAAGAUAUCGGAGAUCGCAAGCCAUCGCAGUUCUUACGCCACCUACGUACUCUGAUUGGUCCAGCCCAACUACAGGACAACAUUCUUCGAGCACUCUGGCUACGUCGUCUCCCUGUUAACAUUCAAGCGAUUCUCACAGCUCAAAAUGAACUUAAUCAACUCAACUUCUGA